AUUGUCAUUUUAAUGAUGUUUUAUUUUAUAUUUUUACUAUUAUUGAACAUUGUCUGUAACUAUGAAGUAAAUGCUUUGGAGAAUGAACAUAUUGAACCGGUGUUUGAAAAAUUGAUUGAAUAUGUGAAUCAAAAUCCAGGCUUUGGAUGGAAAGCAGGAAUUAAUAGUCGUUUCAGAAACUUAAAAGAUACUCAAAAAUUGUUUAGAAAUAACAUUAAAAUUAAAGAUUCAGGUGGAAAACAAAUUCAAACAAUUUCCCAUAGAAAUGUGGAUAUGGUUAUACCUCAUUCAUUUGAUGCAAGAGACCAUUGGGUAAACUGUCCAACUAUCAAACAUAUUCAUGAUGAAUGUUGCUGCAGAGCAGAUUGGGCAUUCGCAACGGUCGACUCAAUUAGUGAUAGAAUUUGUAUUUAUUCAAAUGGUAGAGUUUCUGUACAACUAAGUGCUCGUGAUGUUAUAAGCUGUGGUUUUAGCCCAGGGUGUUCUCAUGGAAAUGAAAUAGAAGUUUUAAUGUACUGGAUUGUAAAUGGUAUUGUUACCGGUGGGUCAUAUGAAGAUCAAAGUGGCUGCCAACCUUAUCCUUUUUCAAAAUAUCCUGAGUGCAAAGACGUGAAUUAUGAGUUCCCACUGUGUACGAGCGAAUGUCAAGAUGGUUAUAAUAAGACAUACGAAGACGAUAAGUUUUAUGGUGAAAAUAUUUACAAUGUUUAUGAUAAUCAAGAGGAUAUUCAAAAAGAAAUUUUGAUGAAUGGUCCAGUGAUAGCAAGUAUUUUUGUGAAAACAGAUUUUUUGAUCUAUAAAUCAGGAGUUUAUUUACCAACACCUAGAUCAAGUAAUUUAGGUUGGAUAAAUUUACGAAUAAUUGGUUGGGGUUAUGAAAGAAAAACACCUUAUUGGUUAUGUGCAAAUUCAUGGGGUAAAGAAUGGGGUGAUAAUGGAUAUGUAAAAGUUCAACGUGGAGUACAAGCAGGUUAUAUUGAAUCAUAUGUGAACAAACUGAUAGAAAAUUAGGAUUGGAUACAUUUGUAUUAGUUAGAGCAGUAUAUAAUCGAUUUAUUGAAUUGUUCCGUUCAUAUAUUGAAAGACAUAAUUCAUCGACUAAAUCACAAUAAUUGUAAAACAAAUGAACAAUAACCAAUGUCAAAUUUAAAAAAAUCUCUAAAUAGUUAACGAUGACAGUACGGACUAUCGCUAACACAAUAACUCAUCAGUAAUAAGAAAACGAAUAAAUCUAAAUUCAAAGUCAGCAGUAUAAUUGUUAAGUUGAUUUGUUUUUCCCUUAUUCGAUUCUUUUCCCGUAUAUUUAUAUACUACUUACUAAUAUUCAGUAACUAGUUUCAACAUUUUAUGUGUAGCAGUUCUCACGUUUUCAGUUGUUAACAGUUUUUGUUUUAAUUAUUGACAAUCACUAUAAAUGCGCUAAACACCUCACAAGUAGAGAUUCGUAACCAUUUUGUGUAAUUGUAAUAUCGCCUUUUAUAUAAAAUUUACUUUUGAUCCGGAUUUUCCUCUCUUAACUUCAUCUUGUGGUCAGACGCUCUGAUAAGAUUUUAAAAUAUUGUUAUGGAAUUACAACAUAUUGGGACAAAUAAUAAUGAAGCAUUUAAACUGUACAAUUGGACUAGUCAUUUGCCACGAACAGAUAGAAAAGUGACAUAUAUCCGAGGUUCUAAGUCUGCAAAACAUUUAAUGACCAUCAGAAAGUAAUGGAUACCGAUAGAUCGUACCGUAUGUAAUUUCUAAUGAUGUUCAUUUUGUCUGAAAUUUACUUUUGUAUGAGAAAGUGCC
This is a messenger RNA of Schistosoma guineensis, 1788 nucleotides long. Lineage: Eukaryota; Metazoa; Platyhelminthes; Trematoda; Strigeidida; Schistosomatidae. The record is from the annotation of a GenBank genome assembly.